AUGCGCCAGUGGGGAUCAUCUCUGCACCACAAUGGCGUGUCGUUCUUCCUUGCGGGUGUUCCCGCCGGUACGCAAUUCUACCAUGGAACAUCCGAGGCCAACCCGGUGAAUGGCACCGAGUGGCUGGCGUUUGAGCCCGAACACGCUAUGGUCUUCGCCCGUCCGAGACGGGGCCCCCCGCCGAACCUACUGCCCGACGAUAAUGAUACCGAGCGACAAGAAGGGGGCCAUGGCGAGCUGCGAAAGCGGAAACAUCAUGAGACAGAUGAGAAACACCAUGGUCCGCCGGGCGAUCACCCGCCCAAGGCAUUUGAUAAUAGUGGGGCUGGAUAUUUGCAUACAUACGCUGCAGCCAAGGAUCUCCGCCUUUUGUAUAUCGACGGUAUGUCUGCUGCCAAGACAUCUAAAGGCACGCUUGAUUCCCAAGAUGCUGUUUUGUUCAAUGGCUCAUUCGGAGAUCCCUCGAGUCGGGGUGGGGGAGAGAGCGAACGCGCCAGACUAGCCUGCGAAAUGGCCGACAAUGAAUGGGAGGAUCGCAUUGACGGUGUGCUGCGUAUGGAAGCUGGCUUUGAGAUUAUCCUGUGCCACUUUGAGCGCGACCUUACUCCCGUGCGAAUCACGCAGGUCAAGGAGCAAUCUGAGGAACACCGUGGACCUAGGGGUAACCGUAAACAUGGCGAUCGUGAUGGUUCUCGCAAAGAAGGCGAUGACAAGUACCACGAUGGUCAUGGCCCAAAGAAGGAGGAUGAAAAGCGCCACGGCCCGGGUGGUCCUGGAGGACCUCCCCACGGCGGACCUGGAAACGGGCCCAACUCGUCGCGAUGGAUGCGCGCAAUCACCGCACGCUACAACGGAAUCGGUGGAAACCGAGUUUCGCUGAACUUCAACCACUUUGUGACAGCCUUCUCCCACAAUGUAGACCUCUUCCAAGAUAAUUCAACCCUGCCCCGACUUGCCAACCUCUCUGCUGAUGAGCGCGCUGUCAUCCGUGCCGAAGUCACGAAUCUAAUCAUGACUCAUAAUCCUACCGAUGUCUGCGAGGACUGGCAGACGAUUACGGAUAUGAUCGUGACUCGGUACAGCAAGGAGCUGUCAUACUUCGCUUCCGGUAGCGUUGAUUCAGUUGAGCACCUGCAGACCGAGAUUGAGCGUGUUCUAUCUCCGUUUGUUGACUACAGUAAGCGGGAUGAUCUUGCUGAGAUUGAGCGUUGUGCAACUCAGUUCUUACCGCCGUUGUCUUCGGAAGGUGGGAAUAUUGCGGCACAUGCUGUUCACGGUGUUGCUCACAGAAUCUGCUCAGCUUUGGUUCAGGCUGGGAAGGAGCAGAAUCUUAAGUCUGCGGUGCAGAUUGUUCGGAAUCUGGUUGGUUAUCUGGAUUGGGCGACGUGGAAGGAGUGCCGGGGUUGUGCGGCGAACGAGAUUUGUGUAGUGCCUAUUUGGCCGAUGGGUACGGUCCAAGACUAUGAUAGCCCUCAGUGCAAGGAUGCAUCAAAUCCAUACGAUCAGGGUGGAGAGAGUUACUGGGGAGGAAUCCACCACUGA
This is a messenger RNA of Penicillium concentricum, 1542 nucleotides long. RefSeq lists its product as uncharacterized. Lineage: Eukaryota; Fungi; Ascomycota; Eurotiomycetes; Eurotiales; Aspergillaceae. The record is from RefSeq and is a predicted model, not a curated record. The transcript has a single exon. Bases 1 to 1542 code for a protein of 513 amino acids.